CCUGUAGUACAGACAUUCCCUUAGUGAUGAUUGAUGUAAGAGGCCAUUAAUCUUCUCUUCAGAAUCUGAUGGCUGAAAUAAUACAUUGAUGUAUUCUCUGUAGAAACUCUCAUUGUUACCAAAAAGUGAACAAGUGACAACGGGCUGACAUGAAGGACUGUAUGCCUCUUAAAGAGAGGCAGAAAAAACAGCCUGAGGGAAAGGAUUGAAGAUUCAUGCACCUACCAUCCAGGUGUGCCAGUCUUUCAUGAUGCUCUCAAAGGUUGGUCAUGUUGUAAGAGAAGAACAACAGACUUUUCUGACUUCUUAAGCAUUGUGGGCUGUACAAAGGGUCUCCAUAACAGUGAGAAACCUCCUGAACCUGUUAAACCAGAAGUCAAAACUACCUCUGAACGGAAGGAGCUAUCUGAACUGAAACCCAGAUUUCAAGAACACAUAAUUCAGGCACCAAAACCAUUGGAAACAAUUAAAAGGCCAAGCCCAGAUGAACCAAUGACAAAUUUACAGCUGAAAGUGUCAGCUUCCUUGAAGCAAGCUCUUGAUAAACUGAAACUAUCAUCAGAAAAUGAAGGGAAAAAAGAGGAAGAUAGUGAUGAAAUCAAGAUUGGGACGGCAUGUAAAAAUGCAGGCUGUUCAAAAACAUACGAAGGACCACACAGCACAGAAGAAGUAUGUAUAUACCAUUCUGGUGUACCUAUAUUCCAUGAAGGGAUGAAGUAUUGGAGCUGUUGUAAAAGAAAAACUUCUGACUUCAAUACAUUUUUAGCUCAAGAAGGCUGUGCAAGAGGAGCACACGUAUGGACUAAAAAGGAUGCGGGUAAGAAGGUAGUUCCAUGCAGGCAUGAUUGGCACCAGACUGGAGGAGAAGUGACUAUUUCUGUGUAUGCUAAAAACUCUGUUCCUGAUCUGAGCUACGUAGAAGCAAAUAGCACAAUGGUAAAUAUGCAUAUUGUAUUCGAAGGAGAGAAGGAAUUUCAUCGCAGUGUGAAGUUAUGGGGAGUAAUUGAUGUGAAGAGGAGUUAUGUGAACAUGACAGCUACAAAGAUUGAGCUCACUAUGAGAAAAGCAGAGCCCCUGUUAUGGGCAAGUCUUGAAUUACCAGUAUCUGACACACAACCAAAACAAGAGAGUUCGGAUCAAUAACGAUUCCAAGAGACAAGUUAUUUCCCAUUAUGAAGUGGUGACUUGCUACUGUAAUCAAAUAUUUAACUUUUAUAUAGAUUUUUUUUUUUAAAUGCUAGAUCAUAUGUUCCCUUCUACAAAGAACUUUGACGCACAGUAAAUGGGGGUGUAAACUUGAAGCGUAAUAGCUAUUUCUCCUCUUGCUCCCGUGAGUAUAUUUAUGCUAGAUGAAGUGUCUCCAUGGGAAUUUAGAGUAAAAGAGCUAUUGCCCUUUGCUUGCAACCUUACCUACCAUGCACUGACUCUCCCAGUAGAUAUCCCACUGACUAUCCCAGUUCUCAGUUCACAGUGUGUGUGUUAGUUUUUCAGCUGAUCGGUUUAGACUUGAUGUACUCGGUAGCCCAUGUUAACUUCAACACUGUUCAUUCUGAAGCAUACAGUAAGGCAGAUACAGAAAUCUGAGUUUGGAUAGCAUGCAGUUCUACAUCUAGAAUAAAAGGUUACAGAAACAUAAUAUGAAAUAACACUUACAGACUUGCGCUUUUGUCUUCUGAAACGAACAUUUGUUUCAAUCCCUGUUGGCUGUGGAGGGAUGGAAUAAAUGAUAUUUGCUAAGGAUUUCAGUACUUACUGACUCUUGCUGUCUUUGAUGUAUAAAAGCAGGAGAUCAGGUUAAAAUGAAAAAAAAAAAGUUGGUCAGAAGGGAUUUUUUUUUUUUUUACUCCUUUGUUAUUUGAAGGGUUAAAUAUAAAAGCGAAUGGACAGUGAAAUGGCUGGAUAAAUUAGCAUUUCAGCUGUGAAGAGUACACAAACAACAGACUAUUGUAAAAUUACCAAAGUGCUGUAUAUGUUUGACGAUCUUUAGAAUGUCUAUUCUGUCCUAUUCUACAAUUUUCAAAAUCUCAAGACUUUCUUCAGAGUAGGUGGGUAUGUGUAGUAUGAAAAGCCAGGACACACUGUAGGUUUCUUGAGAAAAUUAUUUCCAUAUAGAUAGAUUUUAACUUUGAGUAUGGUAAUCUAAGAAUUUCAUUUAUCUAUAGGAUAUAUCUUAGGAGAAACAACAAGCUUUAAAAUGUCUGUCUCAAAUUUUAAUUGUACCUAUGAAUUUAAAUAUUUUUUAAAAAUAUUAUUUCCUUGAACAGACUGUAACUACAAAUCAAGACCUUAUUUUUGUUUUCAGUUCUUCAUCAAUAAAGAUAUGUCGCUGAAAACAGGAUAGUUGUAAAGAUGAGAUUUUUAUCCAAACAGCAACACACACAGUAAUAUUGCUUUCUCUUUCUGCUUGGAAUAUUUUCUUAAUUUCGGCUUGCAGCUGAAAUAAAAAUAACGUUUUCCUAUGUAAGUCAUACCAAAUACAGAUCAUUAUUUACUGUGCCAAAUCUUAUAUAUAUAUGUAAACAAGCAGUCCUGUGGACUGUUAAAAUGCAUGGAUGCUCAUCUACCAGCCUUGGCAGGCUUGGCAUAAUGCCAAGAGAAACACAGAACAUAGUAAAGGCAUUCUGAAGUGAAAUAUGGAUUUCUAAGAAUCUUGUUGUUUUGCAACGGGAACAAUUUGACUUGAGCUCAGAGUUCUGUCUCUAACAAUACUUGAAGUCCUACUUCAUGAUUAAAGUAGUAGGAAAUACAUUACCAAAGAAACCAUCCCCAAACACCAAGAAACUAACACCAGUGAUGUAUAUAUGAAAUUUGUUUUGGUGCUUCUUUACCUUCAUUUCAAGAUACUUUUUCCUCAUUUACUUGAAGGGAGUGUGGUUACAUACUCUCUUGGACCCCUAUUAAAAAUUCCAACUCUAAGUUCUGCUGAAUAGAUUCUGUUAACCUCUGAUAAUAGUUUUUUUUCCCCCUGUCUUUUUGUUUUCUUUUAAUAACUUUUAAAAUGUCAGGUA
Messenger RNA from Manacus vitellinus (golden-collared manakin), 3008 nucleotides. It is a transcript of the gene CHORDC1, whose product is annotated as cysteine and histidine rich domain containing 1. The transcript is spliced from 11 exons. Bases 493 to 1143 code for a protein of 216 amino acids. Lineage: Eukaryota; Metazoa; Chordata; Aves; Passeriformes; Pipridae. The record is from RefSeq and is a predicted model, not a curated record.